Messenger RNA from Rhododendron vialii, 1649 nucleotides. RefSeq lists its product as uncharacterized. Bases 569 to 1474 code for a protein of 301 amino acids. NCBI's taxonomy places the organism in Eukaryota, Viridiplantae, Streptophyta, Magnoliopsida, Ericales, Ericaceae. The transcript is spliced from 3 exons. The record is from RefSeq and is a predicted model, not a curated record.
AAGCGAGCAAAUUGAUAGGAUUAGCAGCUUGCCGGAUCAACUACUGGUCCACAUCCUCUCAUUUUUACCAACAAAAGAUGCUGUAAAGACGGUCCUGAUUCGGAGAUUUGGAAACCUCUGGACUGCCAUUCACAACCUUGACUUUGAUGUGUGCUUGUAUCAGGAAUGCAGAGAGUUCUCUUACGAAUUCGGUCCCGAAAAUGAAGAGAGGUUGAUUGAUCUUAUUCGUCAUGUACUCAUUCUCCAUGAGAGCUCUGAUAUUCAUAGAUUCCGUCUGAAGUUUGAGUUCAACGUAUGGUCUACAUCUGAACAAUUGAAGCUUGCUACUGAAAUCGAUACAUGGAUUCAUUUUGCUCUGAGAAAGAAAGUUAAGGUUCUCGAACUUGAUUUCAAGGCAUGUGGUAAAUUUGGCCACAAAGGAUACCAUAAGUUUCCAAACGUUGUGCUCACUGGUGAUACUCUUACAGAGCUGAAUUUGGUCUAUUGUCGUGUGGAACCGCAAGAGCACAUUCAGCUGCGGUCACUCAAAUCUUUGUCUCUUAAUUGUGUACUGAUAAGUGAGGAGACAAUGACUGAAAUAAUAUCUGGUUCUCCAGCGCUUGAGAAUUUGUUCAUUUACGGGUGCGUUGGAUUCCAUAAGCUGAACUUCACAUCUGUAAAUCUAAAGAAUGUGGUGAUUGAGCUCUUUCGGUAUGACAGUUCAAGGCUAGAAGUUUCUUGCCCAUUCGUAACGUCACUAAAUAUCUCAGAUAUAGAGCGGAUGCAUCUGAAUAAUCUGUCAUCUGUCGUUGAUGCUGCUGUAAACUUCAACGGUUAUUUAAAUUGUGCUCAUGGUGAAUAUUUUCACGAGGUCAAAAUGCUUUUUCAGCAGUUUUGUGGUGCCGAGGCCUUUACACUGUUUACCAGAUCUAUUCUGGUUUUCACAAUAUGGGAGUUGAUCAAAAGUUCUUUCCCAUCAAUGAAUUGGAGGCGUUUAGUUCUUAAGACAAUGCUGACCAAGUGGCACCUCCCUGGGAUUGCUAGCUUACUGAGAAAUUCGCCCCAUCUGGAGAUGCUUGAUAUACACAUGCGGCCUGGCACUAAACCCUUUUGUUAUCGCGAUGAUUGGUGGCUAAAGGAAUAUGAGAUUGAUGGAGAAAAUUUCUGGGACUUUCAGCUGUCAUCGUUCGAUUGUCUUAGGAGCCACCUCAAGACUAUCAGAAUACACAGCUUCAGAAUAGAGCCCUGUGCUGUUAAACUUGUGCACUUCCUGCUGAGAAAGGCUUAUGUUUUGGAAAAACUGGUGAUUGACACUAACCGGGAGUCGUAUCCUGACAAGGAAAACCAGUUCAUGUCUGAGCGAUGGACGGGUUUUUCAAGAGAGUAUAAGCAAUGGAGGGAAUCUUCAAUAGAAUCUGAGCAAUGGAAGGAAUUUUCAAGAGAGUUGCUGUGUUUUCCAAGAGCCUCUCCACAAGUUGUUAUUUUGUUCUUGUGAAAAAUGCUAUAGCUGACCAAAAUGCAUGUGUGGUUGUCCUUAAUAGCUGUUUCUUAUUUUUGCUUUUUACGCGGGCUUUGCAGCUUGAUUUUCCUGUACUUUACCCUGCUGUAUUGACAUUGGUGUUAAUCAUGGAUCAUAUAUUUGCCAUGGCAAGGGAAGUUACUCUUUUUGC